Macrosiphum euphorbiae (potato aphid) is the source of this 423-nucleotide messenger RNA. Lineage: Eukaryota; Metazoa; Arthropoda; Insecta; Hemiptera; Aphididae. The record is from the annotation of a GenBank genome assembly.
AUGCCUGUUUCGUUUUGGAAGAAGUACGGACCAAUGAUUCCGCCAGACCAAAAUCCGCACCAAACAGUGACCUUUUCGGGAUGCAUUUUGUUUUGGUGUGUCUUGUGUGGAUUGGUAUCAUCCCAAAUCCGACAAUUUUGUUUGUUAACGUAUCCAUUCAUCCAAAAAUGGGCCUCGUCGCUAAAGAUUAUUUUUUUAGCGAAGUUUGGAUCAACUGCUAACUGCCCCAGAACCCAAUCAGCGAAUACACGACGUUGUGUAUGGUCAUUUACCUUGAGUGCUUGUGUUAGUUGGAUUUUAUACGGGUGCAGACCCAAGUCUCGACGCAAAAUUCGCCAAGUUGAAGUCACAGAAAGACCAAGUUCUUGUGAACGACGAGGAAUUGACUGUCUUGGGUUUUGUACAUUCACAGUAAUAUUUUAA